AUGAUUCCAUUUGAUCAACAGUUCUUUGUGGAAAAACAAAGAAAUAAUACAUAUGAAUUUCUAGUUUUCAUAGUAACAUUAAUACUUUUAGGUGGUCAUGGACUACUAUUUCAUUGGAUUCCAAAAAUAUUAAGAAGGAAAAGAGAUGAAAAUGGAUUAAAACAUUUAAAAUAUUUUAAAUUUUUGAAAAAUUGGGAUAAGUUUACUUCAAUCAAAAAGAUAACGAUAUUUAAUAAACCAAUUUUUUAUCAACCAAGUCUUGUAUUAUUUUGUUUUUUAUUUUGUUGUUUCAACACUGGAUUAGUUUUUGCACAAAUAAAAGAAAUUGAUUAUCAAGGUUUCAUGUACCCUGUAUCAAAAAGAAUUGGAAGAAUUGCUGUUGGUAAUUUACCAAUUUUGUUAUUCAGUGUUGCCAAAAAUGAUAUUUUAACAAAUUUAUCGGGUUUCCAAUAUGAUAGAUUAGAAUUUUUACACAAAUGGUUAAGUAGAUGGAUGUGGUUUUUAAUUUCAAUUCAUUUAUCUUUAGGUACUUAUUAUUGGUUGGAUAUGAAAUUCUUAAUUAUGAUAAUAAUUCCUCCUCAAAUUUUUGGGUUUAUGGCUUAUGGAUCAUUAUGUUUUUUGACUUGGGCUUCAUUAAAAUUUAUAAGAAGAUGGAGUUAUGACUUUUUUUUAUUUCAACAUAGAGUAUUUGCUUUUAUAAUGUUAUUUAUGUCAUUCAUUCAUAACGCAGGUAAUAGAGCUGCCGUGUUGAUAUCAGUACAUGCAUUGGUAAUUGAUAGAAUCAUACUGAAAGUAAUGGCUUAUAUUCAUAAAAAACACUCACCUACAAAAUGUAAAUCAACUUUUGAAAUUUUGGAUGAAGAUACAAUUGAGAUUACAAUACCUAUUAAGACUGAUGAAUAUAAGAAAGAUAAAUGGUACAAUAAAUAUUUAGCUUACAAAAACUGGAAAGCUGGACAACAUAUUUAUAUAAAUGUUGCUAAGAUAAAAUGGUUACAAUAUCAUCCUUUCACAAUUGCAAGUUUAUCCUCUUCAAAUGAUAUGAAAUUAUUAGUAAGAGUUCACAAAGGUUUUACUAAAAAAUUAAUGAAAUAUUUAUCUGAUGUAGAUCAUACUGAUCACGAAGAUGAAUUGGUAACAAUAGGUUCAAUGUUUCAUGGUCCUUAUGGUGCUGUUCAUCAACCAUUAAUAUCAUUUGAUCAUUGUCUAUUUUUAAGUGGUGGAUCAGGUGGUGCUUUCACUUUUCCUGUGUGUCUUGAUUUAUUAAAACAAAUAGAUGCAAAAAAUCUGGCUGGAGAUUAUUUAUUCAGACCAAGCGAACCUAAAAUCAGGUUUGUUUGGAUUAUUAGAAAGUACAAAAAUAUAAUUUGGUUUAAACAUAUCUUAGAUCAAUUAAUAGAUUAUUCAUUAGAAGGUAGAUUGAUAAUAGACAUUUAUAUAACACAAGAAAACAACAAACACGACUCAUACUCAUCAUCAACAUCAAAUGAGAUUUCAAUAGAUCGAACUUCAAUGGAAUCAAGUCUGGAAUUAUUAAAGAAAAACAAUAAUUUAUAUGAUAUAAGUCCUACACAAUUUAAAUCAUUAUACUCAGAAAAUACAAAACUUUUACCAACAAUCUCAACCUCAAAAACUAUUCAAUCAAACUCAUCACAAGUCAUAGAGGAAACAUCAAGUCAAGGUAAAAGUAGAGCUGAUAUACAGGUUGAAGUAAAUGAAGAAGUAGAAGACCCAGAAGUAGUUACUGAAAAUAAAUUCAAAUUACCAAAAUACAAUAUUUAUUAUGGAAGACCAGAUGUGGGUAAAAUUAUAAAAAAUCAUUCAAUUGAGUUAUCAAAAGAAAUGAAAUUAACAAAUACUUAUAAGUCAUUGGCGGUUGCAUCAUGUGGUCCUCCAUUACUUACAAAUAUAAUAAAAGAGCAGUGUCAAGAAGCUAGAAAAUUGAAAAAUUCACCUGAUGUUUAUUGUUAUACCGAAGCCUUUUGA
Lodderomyces jiufengensis is the source of this 1986-nucleotide messenger RNA. RefSeq names its product Frp1p (gene FRP1). The transcript has a single exon. Gene Ontology annotation, molecular function: ferric-chelate reductase activity. The record is from RefSeq and is a predicted model, not a curated record. Bases 1 to 1986 code for a protein of 661 amino acids. Gene Ontology annotation, cellular component: plasma membrane. Gene Ontology annotation, biological process: intracellular iron ion homeostasis; iron ion transport; copper ion import. NCBI's taxonomy places the organism in Eukaryota, Fungi, Ascomycota, Pichiomycetes, Serinales, Debaryomycetaceae.